CAGGCUCUAGCGCAGGGAUCAGCAACCUUCGGCACUCCAGGUGUGGUGAAACUACGACUCCCAGCAUUCACACUUGCUUGACUGUUCUCAGAACUCCCUUAGAAGUGAAUAGAGCAUGCUGGGAGUUGUAGUUUCACCACAGCUGGAGUGCCGGAGGUUGCUAAACCUUGCUCUAGCGGGUCCGUGUGGUUCCUGUAGUGCACUGCUGGCAGCUGAAUGCUCAUGUUUUUAUUAGGAGUGCCCUACUCCUGGUUGUAUACUGAUACUGUAAACUACGCAGCUGAGCAGACCUAUAGAUAGGAAUUCCGGGUUCGGAACUUUCCUCUCAGGCGGACCGUUGUAUCAGGGGCUGGUUUCCGGGGGACUGGCUAUGACGGGACACGGCUGAGGCUCGCAGCAUGGAAGUGAAGGAUGCAAAUGCGGCUCUGCUGAGCAAUUUUGAGGUAUUUCAGUUACUUACUGACCUAAAAGCUCAGCAAAGAGAUGGAAGAAAGAACAAGAACAGUGUGGGCCAGCAGAAUCUCAAUACCAUCAUGUAUGAGACUCUAAAAUACCUGUCUAACAGUCCCUGUCAAAAGCAAAGUCCUGAAAUAGUGCAAGAAUUCCUAACUGCCGUGAAAGAGCAUAAGCUAACCAAAGCGGAAAAACUGCAGCUUCUUAACCACCGACCUAUGACAGCAGUAGAAAUUCAACUGAUGGUGGAGGAAAGUGAAGAAAGGCUGACAGAGGAACAGAUUGAGCAGCUCAUCCAGACGAUCACUAGUAUUCUUCCUGGUGACCCAGAAGCUGAGACACAAGAGCAAACUGAAAUGGAAGAAGAUGACAUUCCACAAGAAUAAGAUUUAGGCUACAUGCACACGACAGUAUGUGCUUUGCGGUCCGAAAAAAAAAAAAAAACGGAUGCCAUCCGUGUUUUUUCUUUUUUUCUUUUGCGGAUCCAUUGUAACAAUGCCUAAAACGGACA
Messenger RNA from Bufo gargarizans (Asiatic toad), 964 nucleotides. RefSeq names its product CGRP receptor component (gene CRCP). Gene Ontology annotation, biological process: transcription initiation at RNA polymerase III promoter. Lineage: Eukaryota; Metazoa; Chordata; Amphibia; Anura; Bufonidae. Gene Ontology annotation, cellular component: RNA polymerase III complex. The transcript has 6 exons. Bases 399 to 839 code for a protein of 146 amino acids. The record is from RefSeq and is a predicted model, not a curated record. Gene Ontology annotation, molecular function: nucleotide binding.